Molecule: messenger RNA, 2101 nt
Organism: Capsella rubella
Lineage: Eukaryota; Viridiplantae; Streptophyta; Magnoliopsida; Brassicales; Brassicaceae
Product: general transcription factor 3C polypeptide 5
Exons: 16
Coding region: 105-1820 (571 amino acids)
Biological process (GO): transcription initiation at RNA polymerase III promoter
Cellular component (GO): transcription factor TFIIIC complex
Source: RefSeq, a predicted model, not a curated record
AUUCGCCGUCUCCCGUCGCCGAUGUCGGGAAACAAUAAAACUUAAGCAAUCUUCCACAAGUCCUGUCUUUUUUUUUUCGAAAAAGGUAACACUAGAAAGAAACAAUGGGAAUCAUAGAAGACGGUACAAUCUCAGGUACCUUGCCAAGCAAGGAGGCGUUUGUAUUACACUUCCCUGGCUACCCAUCUUCUAUUUCCAAAGCCAUUGAAACCCUUGGAGGAAUCCAGGGAAUUACACAGGCAAGGGAAUCAAUUUCAAACAAGCUUGAACUGCGUUUCCGGCCUGAGGAUCCUUAUGCACAUCCUGUAUUGGGUGAACAACGUCCUUGCAAUGGUUUUUUGUUAAGAAUUUCUAAGCAGGAUAUCAAAAAGUCUGAGAGCCAACCAGUUCUUGCCACUAGUGAUGUAUGUUCAGAGGAAGCUAGUCCAGCUUUAUGUGCAGAUAUUGUAGCUCAUGUGUCUGAAUCGUUUCACUUUGAUGGCAUGGCUGACUAUCAACAUGUUAUUCCUAUUCACGCUGAUAUUGCGCAGCAGAAAAAGAGAAAGUGGAUGGAGAUGGAUUCCCUUACAGGAAAUACUGAUUUGAUGGGCCUGGCUGAUGAAGAUGUAAUGAUGUUAUUGCCACAGUUCUUUGCACCCAAAGAUAUACCAGACAACGUAGCGUUGAAACCUCCGGCAACAACUGGUCCCAAAAAGAAAGAUGAUGCAGAGGCUCAGAACUUUUAUGAGAUUGAUGUUGGCCCAGUAUUUGCAAUUGAAUUCAGCGUCAAAGAGAUCCCAAAGAAACUAAAUUGGGAAGAGUUUGUUUCUCCCAGCUCAAAACACUGGCAAUGGCAGGUAUCUGUGUCUGCAUUGUUUGAAGAGCGGCCUAUAUGGACAAGGGAUUCUGUAGUUCAACGACUACUUGAUAAAGGUCUGAAAUGUACACAUCAUAUGUUAAACAGGUUUCUUCUCAGGGCUGCAUAUUAUUUCUCCAGUGGUCCGUUUCUUAGGUUCUGGAUUAAAAGAGGCUAUGAUCCACGGGAUGAUCCUGAGUCUCGUGUAUAUCAGAGAAUGGAAUUCAGGGUUCCACCUGAAUUACGAAGCUAUUGCGAUGCCAACGCAACUAACAACUCAAAGCCAAGCUGGAACGACAUUUGUGCUUUUAAGAUAUUUCCUUUUAAAUGUCAAACCUUUCUGCAGUUAUUUGAACUUGACGACGAGUACAUCCAGCGAGAGAUAAGAAAACCUCCCAAGCAGACUACUUGUAGCCACAAAACAGGAUGGUUCUCUGAAGCCAUGCUUGAUACUUUGAGACUCCGCGUAGCUGUGAGGUUUGUGUCUGUGUUUCCUGAGCCAGGGUUCGAAGAUGUAUUUAAAUCCAUUCAAGAGGAAUUUGAGAGGUCAGAGAAGAUACAAAUUCUGAAAGAGACACUUAAACCAUCUCUAGUGAAGCACCGGGAGUCAACUAAAGGUGCUGAAGACAUGGAAAAGUGUAAAACUGUAAACGAAGAUGUUGAUGCUAAUGUUAAUGAGGAUGGAUCUGAUGAAAACCUGGAUGACGAAGAAGAGGAAGAAGAAGAAGAACUUGAUAUGGCUGCAGGAGACAAUGAGAAAUCUUUUGAUUCCCAUGGAUAUCUUGAUAAUGAGAACAGCUCCAGGACGUACCUUCAAGGUUUAUUUGAUAGUUUCCCAACCAGUGAACCUGGUUUAUAUGGAGACCAUGCAGUUGAUGAUGGGAGUGAUGGAGAGUUUCAGAUAUACGAGGAAGAAUCUGAGGGAAUGUACUCCAUUGAUGAUAAUAAUGAUGACGAAGAAGAAGAUGAUGAUGAUGACGACUGAUGAGUAAAGAUCAUCAGCAGUUCAUACCAUAGGUGAAGUAGGCUUUGUUCUUAUGAAUCAUUCGUCCAGAAAUGAGACGUCACCCAGCCUCCUCAGCUCCAUCAAUUGGUUGCAAAUUGGCAAUUGCAUCUUGCUUUUUUGGUUUUCCAUUACAAAAUAGUUAUAGGUUUACAUCUCAAUUUUGGAAACUAACUAUAGAAAACAAACUACAGUAAUGUUCUUCUAACAAACACAUUGUAUAACCAUUUACACAUUACAUAAUUUUCAACUAUGUGGUUUUA